UUCCCCUGUGGGACCAGCCAACGCCUUGCCUUGUGGGUCUGGGGUCUGCAGUGUCCUCUGCUCCCCUGCCUGUGGCUGAGGCUUGGCCCAGCUUUCUGGGGUGAGGCUCAUUUUGUUUUUCCCAGCAAGGAAUGGGUUGGCACAGUCAGCAGCUCUUCCCUUUUCUGUUCAGGCCCUGCAAAGAGGCUUUUUUGUUUCUCUGUGUGAGUGCUGCUUCCUUUUUCCAGCUUUCCUCCUGCACAGGCUCGCCUGCCCUGGCAGCACAUGCGUGCAUAUGUCUCGGCAGCAGCAGAGCGCGCUGCUUUCUGCCGGGGUGACAGAAUCCUUCUCACCCACCCACUGCGUGCAGCACGUUUCAAGCCUCCCCGCUAGGAACUUUUGUUUCCACUGUCUCUGAACUAAGCAUCUGAGAUCUGUGCCCACCCUGAACCACAUGGGUGAGCUGUGCUGGUUUAUCCAGAGGAGCCAUUCAGCGCUAUCUCCAGACUGCAGGGCUGCUGCCGCUGUGCCCGUCCCGCUGCAUCCUGAGCCCUUUGGGGUUGCCUCCUCCUGCAGGCACCAGGGCAGCUCUGCAGGGUGUUGCCGCUCCAGUUUCCCCCGUAUUUCUGGCAUUUGUGGCCCAGGGAGAGAGGCUAGAACAGCUGUUAGACUGAUGACGGCAUUAAGUUGAGCAGGUCGUGGUCUUUUGGUGCAAGGGUCCUGUGGCAGCCCUGUGGGUUAGCAGGGCGAGCACUGUUGAGGGGUUGUACUGGCAGCCUGUACAGCUGCAGUUUUGGUUGUUGUGGCAAACAUGGCCAUGUAGUGGUAGGGAAUAUGGAGGUUGUGAGGAUACGUUGUGUUGUUGAGGUGCACUUGACCGCUUUGUUCCCUGCAGCUUUUUGCAAGCCUCACCUUUUGCUUCGUUUGAAAACUUGUUUCCUGUUUGUACAAACCACAUUGGCUCCUCUGCUCUCUGUGCCUGCGCAGGGCUUUUCCUGUGCACCUUUUGUUUGAAGCCGAGCAGAAAUGUUUCAGUGAGAGACAUUGGGGUGGAGGGAAGUGGGGGAGGGACGGGAUGAUGGCAUAGCUGAUUUCUUGUUUUUUUCUUUUUUAUCUCCCUCUCUUGCCCAACCAUGGCUUCUUAAGUCCUCCUUUAACGAUCACUGAGCUGUUUGGAUGCUAGGUGGUGCUUUUGCAUCUUCUGUCAGGUUCUGGCAGUUGCUUUUUCAAGUUUUCUAAGUGUUCUUUAGCUAAAAAUGUACAGCAAAGCUGGAAAUGAGGGUGCUGUGAUGGAGCAGUGUGACUGAAUCCCAGAGAUGCCCACCUACAAGGCCUGGGCUAUACGUGUUGCUGAGGUUGCAUGUCCACACUGCUCUGUCACACACGUGUGCCUUUGGCUAGGACUCAACACACAGCAGUAAGCCCAUUGUCAGGCAGGCAUCUGGAAGGGAAGCCGAAGAGUCUGAAGGAAGAGAACCAGGCUGGAAAGUUGACACGGUGAGCACACACAGGUGCAGCAUUAGCUGAUGGGACAGCAGCCACAACAAACUUCGCGUGUUUUCCUGGCAUGGUUCUUGCCCUGGGUCAGAGUCACUGGGUAAUGCUGACCUCAGGGACACUCACUGCCCAGGUGGCCGAAGUGCAGCCAAAAUGGUUUGAAACGAGACUGGACCUCACUGCUGGAGGUGGAGUGUGUGUGCACUUUCGGUUUAAUGCUUGUCCCAGUAGAUAAGGAGUGGGCAGCAUCAGUUUGUGUGGGUGGCAUUUUCCUGCUGCUCAUUGCCAGUGUGUGGCUUUGUGAGUUGCAGGCUUGUUUGUUACAACCAUUCUGUAUUUGAAGAUAACUCGCCCAGACUUUCAUAUUUUGCUGUUCCUACUGACACCAGUGAAGUGUAUUGGCCGGGUGCUUUGCAUCCCACUGACUUUAGAAGCAACUGCCUCACUGCUAGAACAGCAAAAACUGUACUUGAGGAGCUCUCGCUGCCUUGGUUAUUGGAGCAGUGCUGACUGGAACAUGUACUAUAUUUAAAGCUGAUUUCAUUAAGAUAAGGAAGGGAGUGUUAUUACUGGUAAUUUCUCAUCAGCCUCUUUUCCAGCUUCCAAGCCUGCUAACUCUAUCUUCUGCAUCUGGCGCUCAUCAUGACUGCAUUUUGUUGCCCAUCCUUUCCUUUCUCCAGCCUGUUGGAUGAGGUGAGGAAAAGCUCUCCUGCUCCAGUUGGACCGCUGCGUGUGGAGUUCUCCCAGCCUGUGAACCUGGAGGAGGUGGCGAGCACAAACCCUGAGGUCAGGGAAGGAGGUCGUUUUGCUCCAAAGGACUGCAAGGCUCUGCAGAAAGUAGCAAUCAUCAUCCCGUUCCGAAACCGAGAGGAGCAUCUGAAGUACUGGCUCUAUUACAUGCACCCAAUUCUUCAAAGGCAGCAGCUAGAUUAUGGAGUGUAUGUCAUCAACCAGGAUGGAGAUGAAGAAUUUAACCGUGCUAAACUGCUGAAUGUAGGAUUCAUGGAGGCUUUGAAGGAGUAUGACUAUGAGUGCUUUGUGUUUAGUGACGUAGACCUGAUCCCGAUGGAUGACAGGAACACCUACAAGUGCUACAGCCAACCAAGGCACCUUUCUGUCUCCAUGGAUAAAUUUGGAUUUAGGUUACCCUACAAUCAGUAUUUUGGAGGCGUGUCUGCCUUGAGCAAAGAACAAUUCACAAAGAUCAAUGGGUUCCCAAACAAUUACUGGGGCUGGGGCGGCGAAGACGAUGACAUUUACAACAGGUAAAGCUGCCCACCUUGCAGCUGGAGCACCUCCACCCAUCAGGACCUGCCUUCAGGGGGCUUGGGGUGCAUGGUGGGAGGGGGAGGAGAAGAUCACCACCCACAGAACCCAUCCCAAGGCUCUGCAGGUGGCAGCCUGCCAGUGCAUCUCUUUGUGCCCGGGAGGGAUUCGUCUGUCAGGUUUUAAGGAGCUCUAAACAAUGCUGGAAGCCUUUGCUUCCCAUCGAGAGGAAGGCUGAGCAAUGCCCACGAUUGCAGAUGAAGUGGGAUGUCUUAGUGCAGGGCAGGCUGGGCCCAGUUCUGCCGGAAGGUGGGGGCAGAGGAUGUCUGUGGGGUUGCUACCUUUGUUCCCAGGAAGAUGGGGCAAUCACUUUGAGAUAUAAUCCUGGGAACUCAGAUUUGAGAAGCUUUUGACUGCAAGAUACACCCUGCAUGGUCCUUUCUUUGGGCUUUCCAAACUCUCCUGACCUUCAGGGAGAGCUUCCUUGAGCAGAAGUGCUGAGGAUCUGCAGCUGUCCAGUAAACCAAGAAAGGUGAAAUCUUGUCUUUUGAGGCACUUGGCUUUCUAGGGGUAGGAAACCUAUUAAAAAAAAAUAAAAAUAACAACAAACAAACAAACAAACAAAACACAGAGGGAGAUACAGAAAGGAAGAAUUCAAGCACGUUCCCAGCAUUGGCAUCUGUGAUGUGCACGUGCCUUGUAGAGAGCCCACCAAUUUGAUGGGCUGCCCCCUCCCCG
This is a messenger RNA of Meleagris gallopavo (turkey), 3480 nucleotides long. The record is from RefSeq and is a predicted model, not a curated record. NCBI's taxonomy places the organism in Eukaryota, Metazoa, Chordata, Aves, Galliformes, Phasianidae.